Amborella trichopoda is the source of this 3948-nucleotide messenger RNA. It is a transcript of the gene YDA, whose product is annotated as Protein kinase superfamily protein. Gene Ontology annotation, molecular function: ATP binding; MAP kinase kinase kinase activity. The record is from RefSeq and is a predicted model, not a curated record. NCBI's taxonomy places the organism in Eukaryota, Viridiplantae, Streptophyta, Magnoliopsida, Amborellales, Amborellaceae. Gene Ontology annotation, biological process: MAPK cascade; protein phosphorylation. Gene Ontology annotation, cellular component: cytoplasm.
AACUUCCUUGUUACUUUAGGACGGCAUCUCUCGUUCUAACACCACAUUUGUGUCUCUCAAGCCUCUCUCUUCACUCGCUUCACUCCGUCUUGCCUUGUAAUGGAAGCGGUGAAGCUUACUGGUUAGGCUCUCACCUGCGCUUCCUCCGCCGUGAUUCUUCAAAUCUCUCGGAUUUCCAACAAGAUCAGAGGUCAAUCCAUUGCAAUUUUUCUUAUCAACAACUGGAUAGAAUCUCGGUUAUAAACUGUUCCAUGAUGAGCAGACUUCCUACUUGGAACUCCCACUUUUUAGUGGCGUCUGUCCAUGUGACCAGCAUGUACAUAUGUUUGGGAAGAGCUGGCAUUAAUGUCUAGUCCUUCUUGCUCUGUAAUCUUGGCAUGAUUGGUGUAUGUGAUGAUAUUUCUAUGGGGUUGUGGACUAGAAUUGACUUAAUUAAAGAGAUAGAGAGAAAAUUGGACUUUGGUGGUUGACCAAAGGAGCUUGUGGUGAAGGAAACUACUGAGGCAUCAUUUGUAUGGUAACUUGUGUGUUAACAUUAAGAAAAUAUAUUUAGUUGGAUAAUUUCAGUAUGCCUUCAUGGUGGGGCAGAUCUUCUUCCAAAGAGGUUAAGAAGAAAUCAAGCAAGGAUUUAUUUGAUUCUUUGCUUUUUCGUAAAUUGAGGACUCCAUCUGAUGAAAAGGGAAGUUUCAGAUCUAGCAGAGGCUCUCGUAGGCGUAGUAUUGACACAACUUCAGAAAGGGGCUCUGGAUCCCGAGCUCAAUCGAGGUCUCCAUCCCCUUCAACACAAGUAUCUAGGUGUCAAAGUUUUGCAGAGAGGCCACAUGCUCAGCCACUUCCACUUCCUUCUGUGAAAUCUUCAUUAAUAAGUCGCACAGAAUCAGGAAUCAGUGUUUCACAAUCAGUUCGUAGCAAAUGUGGAAAGACCAUCUCUUGCUUGCCUCUUCCUCUGCCUGAGAGGAUUUUGAAUAGGCCUGAUGCUUCAGAUGUUGAUGGUGGUAUAGGGACUGCAUCCAUUUCCAGUGAUUGCUCUGUUGAUAGUGAAGAUGGGGUGGAUCCCCACCAUCAUAUUGGAUUUGGUCAUCUCAGUCCCAAGGUUCUUGACCCUGAAUUUGGCGGCAGGACUAUUGCGACCAGUCCCAUCAACUCAAGUGCCCUACAUUCAAGUCACUCCCCUAUGCUCAGCCCAAAGAACUCAAGAGAGAUGCUGAAGCCGUCUACCCAACUGCCCAACAACCAAAGUCUCUCAACAUCACCAAAGCGAGGACCCUUUACCACACUUGAGCACCCGCCAAACUUACAGAUUCCCCACUAUGGUGCAUUUGCAAGUGCUCCUGACAGUUCAUUAUCAAGCCCAUCUAGAAGUCCAAUGAGAGUGUUUGGCUCUGAACAGCAUCCAAAUCGUGGGUUUUGGGCAACAAAACCUUACCCAGAUGCAGGUCCUUUUGGAUCGGGUCAUUGCUCGAGCCCUGGUUCUGGUCAAAAUUCAGGGCAUAAUUCAAUGGGAGGAGAUAUAUCAGGGCAAUUAUUUUGUCAGCACAGUAGGGGUAGUCCAGAGUGUUCACCGAUACCAAGCCCUAGGAUGACUAGCCCUGGUCCAAGCUCAAGGGUACACAGUGGUGCUGUCACCCCUCUCCAUCCACGAGCUGGAGGUGCAGGGCCUGAAUCACCAAGCAGUUGGCCUGAAGAGGGAAAACACCAAUGCCAUCGUUUACCUUUGCCCCCUUUGACAAUAUCAACUCCUUCUCCUUUUUCCCCAUCAAGCUCGAUGGCUGCUGGUUCAUCUCCGCUUCCACGAAGCCCUGGAAAAGCUGAGAAUCCUCCGAGUCCUGGUUCAAGGUGGAAGAAAGGGAAGUUGCUUGGAAGGGGCACAUUCGGGCAUGUUUAUCUUGGUUUCAACAAUGAGAGUGGUGAAAUGUGUGCAAUGAAAGAAGUCACGCUAUUCUCAGAUGAUUCAAAGUCAAAGGAAAGUGUUAAACAGCUAGCACAGGAAAUUGCUCUUCUCAGUCGCUUGCGGCAUCAGAACAUAGUGCAAUAUUUUGGUUCUGAAACAAAAGAUGAUAAGCUCUACAUUUACCUUGAGUAUGUUUCUGGUGGUUCUAUUCAUAAACUUCUUCAAGAGUAUGGCCAGUUUGGGGAACCUGUGAUCCGCAGCUAUACUCAACAAAUCCUUUCAGGCUUGGCAUAUUUGCACAAUAAAAAUACUGUCCAUAGGGACAUUAAAGGGGCAAAUAUACUUGUGGAUCCUAAUGGUCGUGUGAAGCUGGCAGAUUUUGGGAUGGCAAAACAUAUUACUGGAUAUUCAUGUCCUUUGUCAUUCAAGGGAAGCCCAUACUGGAUGGCGCCUGAGGUCAUAAGAAAUGCAAAUGGAUGUAACCUUGCUGUUGAUAUAUGGAGUCUUGGAUGUACUGUUUUGGAGAUGGCUACAACAAAACCACCCUGGAACCAGUAUGAAGGGGUUGCCGCUAUGUUUAAGAUCGGUAACAGUAAGGAAAUUCCAACCAUACCCGAUUUGCUCUCAGAGGAGGGCAAGGAUUUUGUAAGGUGUUGUUUACAACGAAAUCCUGCAGAUCGUCCCACUGCUGCCCAGCUUCUUGAGCACCCAUUUGUAAAAAAUGCUGCUCCUUUGGCUAAACCCACUGUCAACCACGACCCUUCAGAUCCAGCUAGUGGUGUCCCGAAUGGAAUGAGAUCCCCGGGUGUUGGGCAUGCAAGAAACCUUUCCUCAUUGGACAUGGAAGGCAUGGUCAUCCAGCAGCCUAGAGGGGCAAAACCUUAUCAACAAUCCAGUGACAACCAAAUGCCUCGAAAUGUAUCAUUACCAGUCUCACCAACCGGGAGCCCUCUCCUCCAAUCACGAUCCCCCCACCACAUAAGCGGUCGGAUGUCUCCCUCACCCAUAUCGAGCCCUAUCGCCACAUCAGGCUCCUCCACUCCCCUCACUGGCGGCAAUGGUGCCAUCCCUUUCCACCACAUCAAGCAAACAACCUCCAACUACAUGCAUGAAGGCUAUGGAAGUCUUCCUAGAUCGCCAAACAACCUCUAUCUCAAUGGGACCUCCUAUCAUGACCCAAACCCUGACUUAUUUAGGCCCGAUUGCUCACCAGUCUUUGGAAAUGCAUUCCCACCUAGGUCGGUUCAAUAUACGGGUCAGGCUGCUUUGGCUCAGCAUGUAUCUCAGCAGCUCUUGAGGAACCCAACAAGCCCUAAUCCCUCUGUAGAUCAACGGUCAGGAUCACCUUUACCAGGUCGAUCUAAUGGGCCCUGAUUGGGGCUCUGUGGAGUUUUGAGGAGAGGGGUUUUCAAGAGCUUUGGGUCUUAGGCCGUGAGGUUGGGCAUUUUCUUGUUCUUUUCUUUUGUUGUUUUAGUAACUAACAAAAUGGAUUUGUACAAUAAGGGUCCAAAGUGGAAGGAUUUGAAAUAAGAUUGGGGCGCUUUGUUUUGGGGGGGUGGGCUCAAGUCUGGCAUUUUCCCUUUACUAGCCAUUGGAGCUCCCUCUUUCUCUAUGGGGGUGUAACUCUCUCCCAGGAAUUGCCUUUUAUCUAUAUGGGCUAUGGACAGGGCUCCAAAUUAUGUUCAAAUUGAGAGAGAUGUGGAAAGUUUCAACAGUUGGAGUGGGACAAAAAAAAACUGUAUAUUUAUGUCACACAAGGAAAUGAAAGAGUUAGUUGGAGGAGGUAUGAAUUUGAUGGGUGCCACUUCAUUUUUUUUUUUUUUUUUCCAUUUUUCUAUUUAUUUAUUUUUUCUUUUUUUUUGGGGGGGCAUUAGAGGCCACAUUGUACAGGAGGUUGGAACAUGAAUUUUAGGAUCUGGAUUUUUGAGUCCUGGGGUUGACAAUGGGUUCUUAGAAGUUGUAGUGUAAAAGGUGGCCUUUUGUAAGCUUAUCCAAUUUCUCUAUAAAUUGGAAGAAAUGGAAAAGAAAGAAAGAAAAUGAAACCCGAUUUUCUAGCA